ACCUUGUUGCUGGUGGAGUUGAGGGAGGCACUUGUCCCCGGAGGCCGCUGCUGUCCCCUCUGCGGCACCAGAGAUGGCAGAAGCUGUUCAUGAUGCCGGCAAAGACCUGACUGCUGUAAUGAUGCCAUCGCAGCAGAGAGCAGAGGAAGGGGCCAAUUUUAGCCUGAAGUGCAUUAAAGAUAAAAAGGUCCCAGUCGGGGUCACCGUGGUCGUAGCAGUGUUGCUUCUCACCAUCAUCGCGCUGGCGGCUAAGAAAUGCCCGUCCCAUCCAUCCUGCCCCUCUCCCGUCCUUCCCAGCUGCCUGGAAGAUGGGAUCGGGUACAGGGAGAAGUGCUUUUACUUCGUGGAGGAUGAAGCGGACUGGAACAGGAGUCAGAUCGCUUGCUUUUCUCUUGGAGCCCAUUUGGCCACCAUUGACACCCUGAAGGAGCUGCUUUUCCUCUUGCGCUAUGGGAGGUCCUUGCACUACUGGGUUGGUCUCCAAAGGGAAGGCUCUGGACCGUGGAAAUGGUUCAACGGGUCUCUCUUCAACAACCUGUUCGACAUCCGGGGCAAGGGACAAUGUGCCUAUAUCGAUGUUGAUGGGAUCAGCAGUGACUGGUGCUCCCAGAUGAAAUACUCUGUCUAGCAAAAGCGCCCCAGCGGGAUUCAGAAGGAUUCGGAAAUCCUUCUGAAUUUCACCUGAAAUUUCCCCCUCAGCAGAAGAGAUCAACCACAAGCUGCUGUUAACACUACACAACAAGGGAGCUUGGGAGGAGACCCCAGCC
Gymnogyps californianus (California condor) is the source of this 767-nucleotide messenger RNA. RefSeq names its product C-type lectin domain family 2 member A-like. The record is from RefSeq and is a predicted model, not a curated record. NCBI's taxonomy places the organism in Eukaryota, Metazoa, Chordata, Aves, Accipitriformes, Cathartidae.